Molecule: messenger RNA, 3131 nt
Organism: Vespa crabro (European hornet)
Lineage: Eukaryota; Metazoa; Arthropoda; Insecta; Hymenoptera; Vespidae
Product: pyruvate dehydrogenase phosphatase regulatory subunit, mitochondrial-like
Exons: 12
Coding region: 252-3020 (922 amino acids)
Cellular component (GO): mitochondrial matrix; mitochondrion; cytoplasm
Molecular function (GO): oxidoreductase activity; protein binding
Source: RefSeq, a predicted model, not a curated record
UUCUUCCUUUGAUUUUCUUCCUCUUCCAAAAUAGAUUUUCAAUUUUAGAUUUUAGUAGUAUUGCUAAAUUAUUUCUUUACAAAUAUUCACGAUUCUUUGAAUAGUAGUACACACGUAUUAAUUUAAUAUUUCUAAUUGACGAGGUGUUCUAUAUACGGCAAAACGUAUAAAGAGCCUUUGAAUAGUGUUUUAAAAUUUAUAUGUUUUUUUCGAUUGAACAGUAAAAUUAACGUUAAGGAAAAAUAAAGUUGAUGUUAAGUCAGCUUCACAAAAUAUGUAUCCGCAUAUUGUUACUAAAAAAGAAAGAUAUAAGAAAGAAUAAAAAAUUUUACUCAUACUUAACCAAUAAAAAUGAAGUUUGUGGAUAUAACAAAAUUAUUUGCAUUAGCAAGAAUGCUAAUAAUUGUAGAAAUUACUUAAAUUACUCAAAUGAAAAUGUUACUUUGCCAUCCCAAUCACAGAUUGUCAUUGCAGGUGCAGGGACAGUUGCGAAUUCUGUCGCUUAUCACCUUAUCCUUAAUGGGUGGCACGAUGUUCUUGUAUUGGAACAAAACAAGAUCGGUAGUGGGACAUCAUAUUUUGGAUCUGGAACUCUUGGUUUAUUCAAACCAAUUUCUCACAGGAACUUGAUUUCUUACAGUAUUAAAUUAUAUCAGAAAUUGCAAGAAAUGGGAUAUGAUAUUGGAUUGAAACAAUGUGGGAGCAUAAAUUUAGCACAAACAAAAGAUAGGAUAAUAGCUUUAAAAAGAAGGAUGGCAUAUAAUGUUCCAACUGGUUUACAUUGUGAGAUUUUAGAUAAAGAUCAUCUGAAACAAUUACAUCCAUAUCUGCAUGUAAAUGAUAUUGAAGGAGCCAUUUGGGUACCAGAAGACGCAGUAGCAGAUCCCAGUGCUAUUUGUGAAAUUUUAGCAAAAUUAGCCAAACAAGGAGGAGCAAGAUAUAUUGAAAAUUGCCGCAUAGAGCAAGUCUAUACUAAAAAUAAAGCUGUACAAAGUGUGCGAACUGACCAGGGCAUGGUUAUUUGUGAAUAUUUCAUUAAUUGUGCAGGAAUGUGGGCUCGUGAAUUAGGCUUAAGAUGUAAUCCACCCGUAAGAAUACCGGCAUAUCCUGCAGAACAUUUUUAUGCAAUUACACCUCCUCUAUCAUCAGAAUUGAAAAUAAAUUUACCAUGCGUUCGAGAUUUCGACUCGUAUUCAUAUAUAAGAGAAUGGCAAGGUGGUCUAUUGGUUGGUUGGUUUGAAGCUGAAGCUAAACCUGCAUUUGAAAGUGGAUUAGUUCCAUCUAAAAACUGGACACAACACGUAAAGGAUGAUCCUAUUCAUUGGAAACCUCUUUGGGAUAAAGUUAUACAUAGAAUACCAAUUCUGAAAAGUUUAAAGAAACCAGAUGUAUAUAAUUAUCCAGAUAAUUUCACUCCAGAUGGUAGAUGGAUUUUAGGUGAAAGUCCUGAAGUGAAAAACUACUUUGUUGCUGUGGGAAUGAAUGGAAAUUCGCUACAAGGAGCGGGAGGUAUUGGAAAAGAAGUUGCCGAAUGUUUAAUAAAUGGUGAAUCUACCCAAGAACUCCUUCCAUUUAAUGUGCAAAGAUUUUUAGAUUUGCAUAAUAAUAAACAGUAUUUACAGCAAAGAAUUAAAGAAGUAGUUGGACGAAAUUAUGCUAUUCUCUAUCCUCAUCAAAGUGAAUACAAAUACGCCCGUAAAUUGCGUUGUUCGCCAUUGUAUUCUGUUCUCGAGGAUCAUGGAGCUAUAUUUGGAGUUAAAAUGGCAUAUGAACGACCACUUUAUUUCGAUUCAAAUUAUCGUCGAGGACAAAAGAAACCAGUUAUGCCAUUAGGAAGUUUUUAUAAACCUAAAUUUUUUGACUUCAUGAAGGAAGAGUUUCAAGCAUGUCGAGAGGGUGUAGGAAUAAUAGAUAUGAGUUCAUUUUCUAAAAUUGAAAUUAAAUCUAGUCGCUUGGAAGUAGUAAAUUACCUUCAAAAAUUAUGUUCCAAUAAUGCAAAUAUACCAAUUGGUGGCAUAGUGCAUACUGGUAUGCAAAAUGAAAAAGGUGGCUAUGAGAAUGAUUGUAUGCUAGUUCGUCAAGCAGAAAAUAGUUACUUUAUGGUUUCACCAACUUCACAACAAACACGUAUUUAUCAAUGGAUGUCCAGACAUUUACCGCACGGUCAUUCUGUUGGUCUUAAUGAUGUGACUUCAAAAUAUACAGUUAUUAACAUGGUAGGACCUAAAUCUACUGAAUUACUUUCUGAACUUUCUAAUUCGGAUAUUAAUCUUUCCCCUUUCACAUACAAGACAGUAAAUGUAGCAUAUGCCUCAGAUGUAAUGGUUAUGGCAUUUACGCAUACUGGUGAAUCUGGAUAUUGUUUAUAUAUACCUUCUGAAUAUGCGCUGCACGUAUACUCAACGUUAAUGGAAAUUGGUAAAGAUUAUGGUGUGCGCGAUGUUGGUGUGCUCACACAACGCUUUAUGAGAAUAGAACGUUUUAUUCCUUUUUGGGCAGAAGAGUUGACACCAUUUGUUACACCCUAUGAAGCAGGAUGUGGAUACAGUGUUAAACUGGAUUUUGUUUUUUUUUUUUACAUUUUAAAGAAAGAAUAUUUCAUUGGAAAAUUUGCAUUACAACGUCAAAAAGAACAAGGUGUCACUAAGAGAUUAGUAUUGUUUAUGCUCAACGAACUUGAUGCAAAUAAAAAUAUAUGGGCAUGGGGUGGAGAACCUAUUUAUCGAAAUGGUGAAUUUGUUGGAACUAUUACAUCUGCAGGAUAUGGCUUUGCUACAGAAAAACUUAUAUGUCUUGGUUUCAUUGGUUUACCUGGAAUGAAUCUUCAAAACAGCACGAAUAUUGUUACAACAGAUUUUAUAAUGGAACCUACAUCCCAUUAUGAAAUAGAUAUUGCUGGAUGUAGGUUUUCUGCAAAACCUCAUAUUCAUCCUUUACCAAUUCCUGCCUUAAACAGUAAACUUAAUAAAAAAUAUAUUCCUACACCAGUUACAUCUUAUCAAAGCGAUAUAUCACGAUAGAAAUACGGUGUUUUAUCAUUACAUAUUUCAUAUAUAAACAUAUGAGAAAAUAUAUUAAGAUCUCAUAAGUAAAAUAUGAUUGUGGAUAAAAAAAAAGAAAUUACAUACUAA